Lachancea sp. 'fantastica' is the source of this 693-nucleotide messenger RNA. The record is from the annotation of a GenBank genome assembly. NCBI's taxonomy places the organism in Eukaryota, Fungi, Ascomycota, Saccharomycetes, Saccharomycetales, Saccharomycetaceae.
AUGGUUGCCGCAGCUAAGCAUCGCAAGUUUGGUGAGGAAUCUGAGGCCUUGAAAGACGUCCCUGCCGAUAUACCAGAGGAUAAUGCGCAGUAUCACAGUUCGGACAGCGACAGCGACAGUGAAGAUGAUGAUGCGCCAGAAGAAGCUGGUCUUUCAAGCUCCAAGAACGAAGCGGAAAAACAGGAAUCUGAGCGUUUGGAAGCCUUGAAGCGCGAACAGGAACUUCUCAAAGAGAAAAGACGGAAACAAAACUCUCGAUUCGCAGAACAGCAAGACCAAAAACGUUCAAAGCAAAUGCAGGACUUUGAAGCUGUGCUGAAACAGCGUGAGCAAAGCGCCCAAGAAGAUAAAGAAAAUGUUGACGAUGACCUGGUCCCGGAUCAGCUGCCAGAGGACUUUUUUGACAAUUUGGACGAACAGGAAGCUCGCCAAAUUACCGUCAAACCCACCCACGUAAACUUCAACGACGUGGAUGACGAAGAUUUCUCUGCUGAUGUGAAAGCAGAGCUCCAAAAGCAGAAGAAGAAAACCCUGCGGCAUCUACGCAAAACAACCGUGAAGCGCGGACCCGUCAAAGUAGCACUUUUGGCAUCUAUCAACACCACCAAGGCAUUGGCACCCCAGAAGGAUAGCACAGUGCUUAAUAAAAAGGACAAGUGGCUCAAGAGGAAAGUUUUGGGUCGUAAACGCUAG